Monodelphis domestica (gray short-tailed opossum) is the source of this 7902-nucleotide messenger RNA. The record is from RefSeq and is a predicted model, not a curated record. NCBI's taxonomy places the organism in Eukaryota, Metazoa, Chordata, Mammalia, Didelphimorphia, Didelphidae.
CGCGCACGCGCAUGUGUAUGUGCGUGGGGGAGCUGCGCACGCGCGUCUCGGUGGUUUUCCCCUCCCCCCCUUCCCUCCGCCUCUUUGGGAAACCAGGCUUACGCGCAGGCGCGAGCUCCUCGGCGCCGGGGGUCGGGGCGUCCCAUUUUGCUUAGUAUAGACCCUAGCUUUCGGCUACUUUCGGAAACAAGGACUCGGCUGUGGCCGGCUCAGGCCCUAGAUCAGUGGCGGGUGCGCAGGCGCGAGACUCCCCGGUUGAAAGCAGGGGAGCUAGGACCGGCGCGGUGCCUUGUGGGAAGACUUAAGGGAGCAAAAUGGCGGACCUGGCGAACGAAGUCCUCUGCAGAGCAAAAAGGCUUGUCGGAUUCGGGAGAGGCGCCUCAGGGGGAGGCUGAGUCCCCCCACCAUGGUAUGGGUCACCCAGAGUCAGCUGGUGAGCAUGCCUUAGAGCUUCCCACUCACGCUAGUGCCUCAGCCUGCGCUUCUCCGCUUCCCGCUUCCGAAGCCCGGCCUACUUCUAUUCAGCAAGAACUGGCAGGGGACAGAAGCCUUCCAAGUCUACAAUCUCAUGCUGGAUUAGAGGUUACAUCUGAGUCAUAUUCGGCUACAGGGACUAAGCCACCUCAGAGAAUCUGGCCUCAUUCAAUCAGGGCUACGACUGGUUCCUGGGCAGAGAAAGCUCUGACUCCAACAGAAGAAACUUAUAAGAGGUCAGCUGAUGGUUCAAGUCCAGAAGAUGGAGAAGAUUCUGAUCGAGAAGAUGGAAAUUAUUGUCCUCCUGUGAAACGGGAAAGGACUUCUUCUUUAACUCAGUUUCCUCCAUCUCAGUCAGUAUCAAAAAACAAUGUUUUUAUGCCAUCAACCUUCUGUGAACCAUCUACAGGCAAUUCUGACUCAGAACCAGAGGAAAAGAGCAGUGGAUUCCGACUGAAGCCUCCCACACUUAUCCAUGGUCAGGCACCCAGUGCAGGUCUACCGAGCCAGAAACCUAAGGAACAGCAGCGAAGUGUUCUGCGCCCAGCAGUAUUACAAGCUCCCCAGCCAAAGGCACUCCCACAAACAGUUCCUAACAGUGGCACCAAUGGUGUUAAUGUACCCUCAGACUGCCUAGGAGCAGCUCCAUCUGAAUCAAUAAAUAAUAGUGCACUGAAAAGUUCUUCUGACUCUGCUGACAAGGAGAAAGACCCCCAGAAAAAUGAGUCUAGCAAUACUUCCGAGGAUGAGACCUGUGAGAGAAAAAAGCAAAUUGCACAGCAAGCAUUUGUAUUUGGGCAAAACUUGAGGGACAGAGUUAAGCUAGGACAUGAAAAUGCUGAAACAACUGACCUCCCAAAUGCAGGGCAUCCGAGCUCUGAAACGCCAUCUGCAACGAACUAUUUCCUACAGUACAUCAGCUCCAGUUUAGAGAAUUCAACAAGUAGUUCUGAUACCUCCAGCAACAAAUUUGUGUUUGGACAGAACAUGAGUGAAAGGGUGUUGAGCCCACCAAAAUCUAGUGAAGCUAGUAUAGAUUCCAGCAAGGACAAUACUGCUGCUGAAUCUGGCUCAGAAUCUUCCUCCCUAGAAGCAACUCCUGAGAAAGCUAAUAAUGUUUCAGAAUCACUGGCAGAGUCAGCAGCCGCCUACACCAAGGCCACAGCCAGAAAGUGUUUACUGGAAAAGGUGGAAGUUAUCACCGGGGAAGAGGCAGAGAGCAAUGUGUUACAGAUCCAGUGCAAGUUGUUUGUAUUUGACAAAACAUCACAGUCUUGGGUGGAAAGAGGCAGAGGACUUCUCAGGCUUAAUGAUAUGGCAUCAACAGAUGAUGGGACAUUACAAUCCCGACUAGUCAUGCGGACCCAGGGGAGCCUGCGGCUCAUCCUCAACACCAAACUCUGGGCGCAGAUGCAAAUAGACAAAGCCAGUGAGAAGAGCAUCCGAAUCACAGCCAUGGACACUGAGGAUCAAGGAGUCAAAGUGUUCCUGAUCUCAGCCAGCUCCAAAGAUACAGGACAAUUAUAUGCAGCACUGCAUCACCGGAUCUUGGCAUUACGGAGCAGGAUAGAGCAAGAACAGGAGACUAAGACCACAGCUCCAGAGCCUGAAGUGACACAGUCAAAUGAAGAGGAUAGUGAUGAUGAUGUCCUGGCUCCUUCUGCAUCCACUGGAGGGGGCACCGGUGAUGAAGGGGAUGGGCAGACAGUUGGGAGCACAUAGCGGCUGGAAGCUCAUCUGCUUGCAAGGCUGCUGCUUUGUCCAUCCCCCAGCAGGCGCCUCAAUCGUUCCAGGCAGCGUUGGCGGCUCCAGGACUUAGGAACCAUGCAUCCCUGUUCUGUUUGUUCGUUUCUUUGGUCUGGAUCAGUAGAUUCCACACAAAGCAGACUCAGAAAACUGCCUGAAUGUGGUUUGGGACAUGAAAGCUCAUCAUAUUGAUGAGCAGAAAAAUAACCUUCCUCCCCCUCUUUUCAUUGAAAUGGCACAUUGACUUGUCACACACAGCCCCUCCUUGGGACCUGAGGAUUCUGUUUCUUCAGUAGCUCAUGUGGCACCAGCCUCCGGAAAUUCAUUUUACAGUAACUCCAGGGCUGUAGCCGCCAUAGCUCUUGGGUCUGUCUGUCCUCUCCUUGUUACCACCUGACUCUCAGAGCCCCUGCCCAAUUGCAAGGGAAGCAACAUUGAGCAAUUUCUGUUCCCCUGAAUCAUCACCCUCAAACUGCUCCCCCUCACCAAGUUUGGGCUCCUUGGAGAAUGGACAGGCUGAGUAUUUUGCAUCUUGUCCACCUCCCCAUGAGGGCAAUAUUGCCAGCUUCAGGGCCCCACUCUCUCCACUGGCCCCUCUUGUCUAGGUCCAAGCCCCCAGGCAGCAUUGAAGGGCCCAGUGGGUGUGUUUCACUAACUCCUUUCCCUCCUUUGUCCAAUAUUGUUUUGGGGGGGUUCUAUUGUGCUGAUCCUUUUUUUAAAAAGGUUAAUUUUUUUGUUGGUUUUGUGUUUUUUUUUUUUUAGUUUUUUGUUUUUUUUUUAGUUUUUAGUUUUUUUUUUUUAGUUUUUAAUAAGAUGCUCUUUGUGUGUUGAGAAAGUGAAGCUCUAUUGUUUUGUACUUUUCUGUUACUAUUUAAGGGAGAGCUAAGCCACUCUAUAUAAUAGAUGUUAUAUAUCAUUUGCUUAGUCAGUUUUGUUCUGGCCAGGUACAGGCUAACAGAUAGUAGAUGCCCCUAGGCUGCCCAAUAACAACAGCUAGUGGGGAAUACCUGUUGGCCUCCCAAAAAUAAUGGGUCUAUCUAACAGUGGGGCCAGUCAUGGAGCUAGCGUCUUUGGAAUUGUUUAAUUUUUUUUUUCUUUCCCCCUUCCUUUGAUAUUUUGAUACCGUGACUCCUUAUCCUUUCCCCCUGCUAAUUAUUACUGUUUGCAUGAACAUCAUCAUGGGAGCAGCUGAGACUAGGAUGCUGAAGAGACUGGGCUCCCUCCCACUUCACCAACCAGAGGGGAAAGGGACUUUUUUCUCUAGCUUAGUCUUCCAAUAUGGGCAGGAUGAAGGGAAGGGAAUUACUCAGCCCUGGCCUGUUCAUUCUACCCCAUGCCAUAUCAACUUCACAUGUCCUUCCAACUUAUGUACCCAAGGUGGAAAUAAGCCCCAGCUUCCUGCUGUGCCAGGGAGAGAACAGCUUCCCCAUUGACCAGCAUCAGGAAAGAAUUGGUUUACAGGACAUAAUCCUGAUAAGUCCCUGGAGUUUGGGGAGUUAUAAGUAAAUCUUCAAUUCCUUUUAACACAACUGGAUUUGACUUAAGUUCUUGGUGCCCACCACAAAUAGGAUAUUCUUCGUGGUCCUUCCUACAGCAGUGGGGACUGAAAUCCCCUUCAUCUAGGAUUUUCUUUUGCUUUUGACUAUUCUCAUCAUGGGACUGUUAUUAGCAGUUUCUCUGGGCAACAUCCCAGUGGUGCCAUGAGACCUAGGCUGCUGACAGAUAACUUUGUCAUUAUCUUCUGGGCUUUUUCCUUUCUUCCCCUUAUCCCUCCCAGCUCUGCUUUGAUAUCAGGACAUUUAAACUUAUUUUCAGAUUAGUUAAAGUCCCUCUUGGAUGACAAAACUCACAGGUCCAGAGUCCACAGGGCCUCUGCAGGUGAGCUUGGUGCUGUUUCCUCACUCUCCCCAACCCAAAUGGUCUGACUUGGCCAAAGCCCAGAGAGAAGAUGGGACCAGCAGGUCUUGGUUCAUGUUGAAAAGAUCCAGCUUUAUUCCUACACAGAUCUCACCAACUGCUUAGGGUCAUUCUUCAAACUUGUCAGCUGCUAACUGGGAACAUGUAGUUUCAUGUGGAGGCCUUCAGAGUUCUUUCUGCAUAGCAAAGGGGCAGAGAUUCCACUUCAGUCCAUACAAGAAACUUUGUGAAUUUGGUCCAGAAUUAUCUUGAAUCCCCAUCCAAUGAGAGAUAUAGUUAGGCCAGAGCUAAACUUAUUACACUUCCUGCUUUCAGGCUUAGAAAACUAGUGACAGGUAAAACCAGAUAAUGCCCAUGUGUUUUGGAAGAUUUAUGUAAGAUUGUCAUAUGAAAUGUAUUUGGGAAUUACAUUAAAACUUUUAACAAAAACUUGGGUCUGCUGCCUUGUACUCUUUGCCACACAAGAUCAGAGUUUAGCCUUUUUCUUAGGGAAACUAUAAAAUAGCAUUCUCAUCCUGACCAAGAUAAGAUUGAAACCUUGCAGAGACCUUAUAUAAUAGCCUCUUGAUUUUCCAGAUAUUCUUCAGCAAUUAAAUGAAGAGAUUAGACAAGAUAAACUCAAAGAUCCUUUUUCUAAAUCUUGACAGUCUGAAUCUGAGUUUGCAAAAUGAAGAAGGUUGAAUCAAAUAAAACAGGCCCAGGAAGAAGGUGCCUACCUGCUCAAGGUUGAAUGGGGUAGGAAGGGAUAAUCUAGUCAUUGAUUCCUAGGCCAAUAUCCUUUCUACUCUUCUUUCCUCUCUUACAAGUCUGGAACUUGACCCUUCUUUUGUGAUCACUGCUCAGGAAGGAGGAAAGCAUUAACUCUUGAGUCAUCCUGGACCUAAAACCCAACUGCCACAUCCUACCUUUGUUUACUCUGUGAAGUGAAAGUUGUCCUUUUUAGCUCUAACACUGCAAUUCUAAGACUGUUUCAGGGAAUUAUCAUCAUUCUUUAACCUAAAAGCAUUCACUGGAGCAAGGCCUUCUCUCUACUAUAUAUCGGUCCAGAACCAGAGACCACUGGACAAUAGGAGUCCCUCUUGGUAGAGGAACCUUCUGAACCAGGGGCCUUCAGCCUUUCCUCAUCUCUCAAUGUGCUCCCUCUUAGAAGAACCCAGGUUAGACUGACAGCCUUGCCCAGCUAUACUGUUCAGAGUCUUUUCCCUCCCAGCAAAUAUAGAUUCAGCCUCUUGUUCUAGUCACAGUCUUACAAUUUAGAUUUGGAAGAGCCCUCAGAGAUCAUCAAAUUAACUAGAGGGAACUAUGCUCCAAAGAGAUUGUCUCAAUAAAUCCAGAGCUGGAAGAAGGCUGAGGGGCCAUUUAAUGCAAGCCCCUCGUUUUAUAGAAAAGCAAGCCAAAGACCAGGGAGGCUACCUAACUUGGUCAAGGGCACACAGGCAGUGGGUAAGCUUCAGAGACACUGUCUGAACCCUGUUUCUCUAACUCUGUGGAUAGUACUUUUCCUAGUGUACAUACCACAGGCUUCAUAGAACUAGAACUUGGUGCUCACAUCUUUUGUUUUUCAAUGGAUGCUCCCUUUACUGGGUCCUGCUGCUUCUCUGUUCCUUUUCCCCAGUUCCUUCCUGAGCAUGGUAAAUUGUGAAUAUCUUCCUCUCAGUUUCCCUGAUAUCGUCUUAAUGUUAAAAUAACUCCUCUCCCACCCAGCCUGUGCCAUCAUACUCUUUAAGUCCCUUUGAGCAGUAGCCUAGAAAUUUAGUUCCUCUUCCAUUAGAGAUGGAGAAACUUAAAAUGCAUAAAGGUUAAAAUGGCUUGUCCAAGGUCAUUUAGAUGGUGAUAACAGAUACGGGAUUCCAGCCCAUCUUCCAUCCUCUGCUAGCCAAGGGAAGGGCCUACUUAACCUCCCCUCAGCUCUGCUGUAUCCUUAACCUAGAACUUUUCCUAAACAUGGGAGGUAGGUGGGAGCCAAAGGGGGAAAAUCAUCCCUUCAGAGAUGGAGGAUUAGGGAUUUUACUAUGAGUUCCCAGGGGAUCCCAGCUCACAACAACUUUACAAGAAGUAAAAAGGAACUCAGUUCAUCCAAUUUGUCUGUAUCUCACUGUUUCCAACUGGAUAUCAUCCAGUUUCUGCUUAAAGAUCACAAUGGGGGUGGGGAUGGAGUUGUUCAGAAGUUCUAUUUUGGAACCCCUCAUAUUAGGAAUUUUUAAACUUUUAUUCAGCCAAGCAACCUUCCUUUACCUUGCAUUUGUCAUUGUUAUGUCCAAUUCUUCAUGGCUCCAUAUGGGGUUUGCUUGGCAAUGAUACUCAUUUUACAGAUGAGGAAACUGAAGCAAAUAUUAAGUGACUUGCCCAGGGUCAUGCAGCUAGUGAGUGUCUGAGGCCGGAUUUGGACACUUGAAGUUGACGCUUGAAGUCAUCUUGACUCCAGGCCCAGCACUCUAUCCACUGCACCACCUAGCUGCCCAGUUCGUUGCAUCUAGUUCUGUCCUUUGCCAUCAAGCAAAGCGAAUUUUACCUCUUCCCUGUAACACUUCUCCAAAUACUUGAAGCUAGAUUCAUGAACCUCCCCUCCCCACAGUCUCUUGCCUCCCAUGUGUCCAAUGCUUAAUGACAAGGCAACAAAGUGAGAGGCCAGCGAGGAGCUUGAAUUUCAUUUGAAAAGCACAGGUUACAAGAGGGUAGAUUUAGAGGAUGCAGGGAGAGCCAAAGCCUGUGCUGACUUGUGACGCUGGGCUAGGGAGGGGAGAAAGGCUUGGAUCAACCUCAUGCAGGUGGGGGAUGGCUGAAGGGGGAAGCAGGACAGAGGAACCCCUUGUGGGGGGAAGGGAGUAGUGUUAAACCAUUCCCUGGGCAAAAGGCGAGAGGAGGGACCCAGCACACCACCUCUCCUCGAAUAGCCUUAGGAGCAUUGGAUUUUAGAGAUCAGCAAAACUGGUGGUGUCAGAGGCCUGAAUGGGGACCCCAAGUUUCCCAUCACUUCCUCUGUGGAAUGAGGGAUUGGAGCAGUUGGUCUCCGAGUUCCCUUCCAGCACACUGCCAGUAGCCCUUUGACCCUCUGAAUCCCAGAAAGGGCAAAGGGCUUUGCCAAUGGCUGAAUGGGUGGAAAGAGGGAGGGCCAGGAUUGGAAUCUGUGUCCUCUGAUUCCUUCAGUGAUCCCGAUGCUCUUCCCGGUAGUUGCCUCUCAGGGCGUUGGGGGUGGAGGUGAUAGAGCAGAGGCAGGGAGGGAUGAAACUAAGGCUUGGUGUCAGGGAGGAGGGAAUGGCUCAACUCUCGGACUGGUCCUCUGGUGCCUUCCCUUGGGUCCAGGUGUCACAGUUGCCAGGCACUGGUCAUCAUAGCCACGAACUCUUCAUCUGUGUCCACAGAAGCGCUCACACCGCUAUAGUAAUCCAGGAACUCUGCCGCAGUGACCUGCAGGGGAACAGGAGUCUGCCAUCCCCAGCCCGCCCUGCCCUGGCUCCCGUAGUCUGGAAGAAGGAGAAAGUGUUCCAAAUUUCAAGUCGGUGUAGAAAACUGGCACCAAGAAGUAAGGCCAUGCAGUGUGGAGCAAAGAGCCCUGGGUGCAUGGUCAGGAAUACUGGUCCGGGAUCCCUGGCCUACAGCCUUCAGUAAAAGGGCUUUCUAUGCCUCCUUUGGACUAGAAUCAGGGCAUCUUAACCUUUUUUGUGUGAUGGGUCCCUCUGGCAGCUUGGUGACGCCUAGGGACCUCCUCUCAGAAUAAUGUUUUUAAAUGAAUAAAAAAUAAAAUACAUAGGAUUAUAAAGGAAA